UAGGUGUAGAAUUUCUAAACGAAUUGUGUAUUGACCGUUACCAUAGCAACAAAUUCUUGAUGUCAAUGUCAUAGUGACGGUACAUUGAGAGAAUUGAGAAGAAAUUGAAAGUGAUAGAAUAUAACUUCAGAAUCAUGGUUUAAUUAAUUUUUACAAUAGUUAUUUAAUUUAGGAAUGGAAAGUUAAAAAAAUUAUGCAAAAUGCCCAAAACUAUCGAACUCACAGUCGAAAUCGUUGUGCAGAGAGUGUCCUGUCCAGGUGUCUGGCUUUGCCAAGAUGGCAGCGUCUCACUCAUCGUAUCAGCUUUGGGCACAAGCUAUGAAACCUGUACUCUACCACCCACCUUCCCCCUCGAGUUCAAUGACCGAUUGUACUUCCGGAAAAGGUUCCAAGAAACCUGUGCAUUGAGUAACAUGUGUUGUUUGUUAAAAGAUGAAACCUUAUACUGUGAGCUAGUACAAUGGUGCCAGAACUGCAACACCGGUGAAUGCAAUAUACUCGCCCAGUACCUCGGCUCCCUUAGUGAUGUUCUGUUCCCGCCAAAGAUGUGUUGUAAUGACGGGGUAGACUUGCUUAUGAGGAGGUCUAAGAAGUAUCCGGGUAUUCUCUCGCCAAAGAUUGAGAUAGCCACAAAGGUCCGCAUAGAUGAAGUCUGGAACGACCAAUCCGAGCCAUUUAAUGUGAAUAUUCAGAACUUCAAAAACAUCGCCACUUGCAACUGCGUAGCUCGGACAGGGCCCCGGCAGAAGACUGUUUGCCACACUCCAGAGUAUCAUAGAACCAAGUGCCACACAGGCAUACCGUGCGAUAAAUCCCAGUCCCGAUCCCGGUCUCACUCCGGGGGCUCCGGUACCAGUGUCAGUCGCGGCCCGGACAAGUUCCUCUGCGCUUAUACCGAUUCCAGAAACAAAUACCGCACCGGUUUGCCGAGCACGAAGCCCCGGCCGAGGUCAGGAGGCUCCAAUAGUAGUGUCAGUCGCGGAUAUCAAGACAAGUUCCGCUGCGGAUACUCUGAAAACAAAUGCCACACAAGGUUGCCGAGCAACAAGUCUCGAUCCCGCUCGCGGUCCGGGGGCUCUUGCAGCAGCGGCAGUCGCAAGCAGGACAAGUUCCGCAGCGGGUACCUCGACGCCGCCUGCAAGAGACCUGUGUCCGCGUCCGCGCAACCGCGCCGAGACUUUUGCGUGUUCAACGUCAACGUGGUCCCGGACGAUUUUUGGAACAAAGCUGCUGGCAACUAUGAUGAUGGUGAUGAAAGUGGUAAGAAGCCAGAUUACCCGCCUAGCGAAGACAAAAAAGUACAACUUGAAAGUCGCUAUGUGGACGAUGAUAUAAAACACACUCCCGAGUGCGAAGACACACCAAAUAUCAGCCAUACAGUCCAUACGCACGCGUACGAAAACAAACCAUGCUUGUGCGAAAUAUGUAGAAGAUACCACGAGUUGUUCCACGCGGACUUGGAUGCACAAGUUUCGUGAGAACCAAAAAUAAAUAUGCACAUUGUCAAAAAUGUAUUUGCCCCUCCGUAAGUACCUGUUGAAUUAUUUAAUGGUGUUCGUAAAACUGCUUUAUUUAUUUGGGUUUGAAAUUUUAUUGUUGUAUUGUUUUUUACUAAUUUUAUAAAAUGUACUGUACUAAUCAUGAAAUAAAACGAGUCACACAUAA
Leguminivora glycinivorella is the source of this 1665-nucleotide messenger RNA. RefSeq lists its product as uncharacterized. Gene Ontology annotation, biological process: spermatogenesis. Lineage: Eukaryota; Metazoa; Arthropoda; Insecta; Lepidoptera; Tortricidae. The transcript is spliced from 9 exons. The record is from RefSeq and is a predicted model, not a curated record. The coding region runs from base 201 to 1478 and encodes 425 amino acids. Gene Ontology annotation, molecular function: myosin light chain binding.